Messenger RNA from Linum tenue, 774 nucleotides. The record is from the annotation of a GenBank genome assembly. Lineage: Eukaryota; Viridiplantae; Streptophyta; Magnoliopsida; Malpighiales; Linaceae.
AUGGCCGCCGCCACGCCGAACCUUCCCCCAGUCCGGACCCGCCCGCCGACGCCGGAAACCCAAUCCCCCGCCGCGCCACCUCCUCCACCACCACCCGCCGCCGUCGUCUCCCUGCAGCAACCCAGCGGAAAGAAGAGCAACCCAUCCCGGCCCAGGAGGCUCCUCCGCCAGGUCCGGUCGAUAUUCCGGUCCUUCCCCAUCAUAACACCCGCCGCGUGCAAGUUCCCGACCGGCGGCGGCGGCGGCGGAGGGAGCCGGAUCCAGGACGGACACAUCAACGGGACCCGGAUGACGGGGACCCUGUUCGGGCACAAGAGGGCCCGGGUGAACCUGGCGAUCCAAGAGACGCCGAGCUCGCUCCCCGUGGUCCUCCUGGAGCUGGGCCUGCCGACGGGGAAGCUGCUGCAGAGCAUGGGCGGCGGGAUGGUGCGGAUCGCGAUGGAGUGCGAGAAGAGGAGCGGCGGCGACAAGACCCAAGUGAUGGAGGAGCCGAUCUGGACCAUGUUCUGCAACGGGAAGAAGUCCGGGUUCGGGGUGAAGAGGGAGCCGACGGAGGAGGACCUGCGCGUGAUGCGGACGCUCCACGUGGUCUCCAUGGGCGCCGGGGUGAUUCCCGAGGAGGAGGAGGAGGUGGUUCACCCGGAGGGGGAGCUGGCGUACAUGCGGGCGCAUUUCGAGCGGGUGGUCGGGUCGAGGGAUUCCGAGACGUAUUACAUGAUGAACCCGGACGGGAACAGCGGGCCGGAGCUCAGCCUUUUCUUCGUCAGGGUUUGA